AGAAGAGGAAGGAGGGGCGGGCUCGAGGCCGCGGCGGAGGAGGAACUUGUUGCGGCCGCGGCUGCGCUGUGCGGCUCCCUACGCGCCAGUUCGCCGGGCGGGCGCGGUGCGGCGGCGGUGGCGGUGGCGGCGGCGGCUGAGGCGCGGGGCCGGGGCGAUGCGGCGUUACCUGCGCAUCGUGGUGCUGUGCCUGGCCUGCGGCUUCUGCUCGCUCCUCUACGCCUUCAGCCAGCUCGCCGUGUCCUUGGAGGAAGGAGCGGGCGGCCGUGGCGGGAAGCCGCAGGCCGCGGCGGCUUCCUGGCUCGCGGGCGGCGGACGCGGCGGCUCAAGAGGGGUGGGCAGCGUGGGCCCCGCAGCGCAUCCCGGCCCGUCGGACAGGUGUAAAGAUUUCUCUCUGUGUUACUGGAAUCCCUAUUGGAUGCUGCCCUCUGAUGUUUGUGGAAUGAACUGCUUUUGGGAAGCGGCUUUUAGGUAUAGUCUGAAUGUGCAGCCCAUUCAGAGAAUGCACCUCGCUGUGGUUGCCUGUGGUGAAAGACUGGAAGAAACUGUAACCAUGUUGAAGUCAGCUAUCAUUUUCAGCAUCAGACCUCUUCAGUUCCAUAUUUUUGCUGAAGAUCAACUACAUGAUAGUUUUAAAGGCAUACUUGAUAGCUGGUCAUUUCUGCAGACAUUUAAUUAUUCAUUAUACCCAAUAACUUUUCCAAAUGAGAAUGCAGCGGAGUGGAAAAAGCUUUUUAAACCAUGUGCUUCCCAGAGAUUAUUCUUGCCAUUAAUCCUGAAAGAAGUUGACUCACUAUUAUACGUCGACACUGAUAUCCUUUUUUUACGGCCCGUUGAUGAUAUUUGGUCUUUACUAAAGAAAUUUAAUUCCACACAAAUUGCUGCAAUGGCGCCAGAACAUGAAGAGCCACGAAUAGGAUGGUAUAAUCGCUUUGCCAGGCAUCCAUAUUAUGGAAAAACUGGAGUAAACUCUGGAGUUAUGUUGAUGAACAUGACUAGAAUGAGAAGGAAAUAUUUCAAGAAUGACAUGACAACUGUACGGCUGCGAUGGGGAGAUAUACUUAUGCCAUUGCUUAAAAAAUACAAACUUAACAUCACAUGGGGGGAUCAAGAUCUGUUGAAUAUCAUCUUUUUUCAUAAUCCAGAAAGCCUUUUUGUUUUUCCGUGUCAAUGGAAUUAUCGACCAGAUCAUUGUAUAUAUGGAAGCAAUUGCCAGGAAGCAGAAGAAGAAGGAAUCUUUAUUCUUCAUGGGAACAGAGGUGUUUACCAUGAUGAUAAGCAGCCAGCAUUUAGAGCCAUUUAUGAAGCACUGAGAAAUUGUUCUUUUAAAGAUGACAACAUCCGUUCCUUAUUAAAACCUUUAGAACUGGAACUACAAAAGACAGUCCAUACGUACUGUGGAAAAAUUUACAAAAUAUUUAUCAAACAGCUAACAAAAAGCAUACAAGAUCGUUAUGAUAGACCACCAAAGGAAAGGUGAUCCUUGGUGACCGUUAAAUCAAAUGAAUUAAAACAACAAAAUAUCAGAGGACAUGUAUGAAGAAAUGGUCUUGGAUGAAGUGUUCAGGAAGGAAUUAUUCAUCUUCAGAAUAAUUGUUUCUCCUGAAGAAGUUAAAUGAGUAUAUAUAUUCAUGUAAUGAAGAAUAAGUUAAAGUCUUGGACUCCAGCAAGAAGACAUUUUUGAUCUCUGAUGUUUUGUAAUGUUAUUUGCUGUCAGUCCAGUAUUGAUGAAAAUAUUGAAUGGUUUGUAGCCUACAGACUUUGGUUGACUCUUCUCAAGUGAGUAGGAACAGUAGGGGUGUAUGGAUGGAGAAAAUGUACCUCAUACACAGUGAAAACACUCAAACUGUGAGUAUAGCAAUAAUUUUAUGUCAGCACUAACCUCACUUUAAAUGUGUGACAGAAAGUUUACAGGAACAGAACAGGUUCUGUUUCUAAAGCAAUGUGAUGUAACUGAUGUAAUCAUUGACAAUCGAUGUGUGCCUUUAUACAUUUCAUCUCUGUUUUAAAAUAUUCCUGUGACAA
This is a messenger RNA of Odobenus rosmarus divergens (Pacific walrus), 2025 nucleotides long. It is a transcript of the gene GXYLT1, whose product is annotated as glucoside xylosyltransferase 1. Bases 158 to 1480 code for a protein of 440 amino acids. Lineage: Eukaryota; Metazoa; Chordata; Mammalia; Carnivora; Odobenidae. Gene Ontology annotation, biological process: protein O-linked glycosylation via N-acetylgalactosamine. The record is from RefSeq and is a predicted model, not a curated record. The transcript has 8 exons. Gene Ontology annotation, molecular function: UDP-xylosyltransferase activity.